Molecule: messenger RNA, 750 nt
Organism: Komagataella phaffii GS115
Lineage: Eukaryota; Fungi; Ascomycota; Pichiomycetes; Pichiales; Pichiaceae
Product: Member of the alpha/beta knot fold methyltransferase superfamily
Exons: 1
Coding region: 1-750 (249 amino acids)
Biological process (GO): rRNA base methylation
Cellular component (GO): small-subunit processome; nucleolus
Molecular function (GO): rRNA binding; rRNA (pseudouridine) methyltransferase activity
Source: RefSeq, a predicted model, not a curated record
AUGGUAGAAGACUCCAAACAAAGAGACACCAGAACAAAAGUGGAGAUCCCAGAGGCCUCUUUGGUUCCUCAGAGACCCACAGUUCUAACUUCAAAAGAUAAAACAACACAGAGAUUGAUAGUCGUGCUCUCCCAAGCCAGCUUGGAAACUCAUAGGAUGACAUCUUCAGGACAUAAUGACAAGUAUGCAUUGUUAAAUUGCGAUGACCACCAAGCACUACUCAGGAAAAUGAGCAGAGACAUCAGUGAAGCUAGACCUGAUAUCACACAUCAAUGUCUGUUGACUCUAUUGGAUUCCCCUAUAAAUAAAGCUGGAAAGCUUCAAGUAUACAUUCAGACGGCAAAGGGUGUCCUGAUCGAAGUUAAUCCUACAGUACGUAUACCGAGGACAUUUAAGAGAUUUUCUGGCCUGAUGGUUCAGUUAUUGCAUAAGCUUAGUAUCAGGUCUGUCAAUUCCGAAGAGAAACUUCUCAAAGUAAUCAAGAACCCGAUCACGGACCAUCUUCCUACCAAAUGCCGUAAGAUUACUCUUUCUUUUGACGCCGAAGUUGUCAAAGUGUCAUCAUACAUUGAAAAACUGGCCUCUGACGAGAGUAUAUGUGUAUUUGUAGGUGCAAUGGCCAGAGGUAAAGACGAUUUUGCCGAUGAAUUCGUUGACGAGAAGAUUGGUGUGUCCGAGUACCCAUUGAGUGCGUCAGUAGCAUGCUCUAAGUUCUGCCAUGGAGCAGAGGACGCUUGGUCCAUUCUUUAG